Mycena citricolor is the source of this 2575-nucleotide messenger RNA. Lineage: Eukaryota; Fungi; Basidiomycota; Agaricomycetes; Agaricales; Mycenaceae. The record is from the annotation of a GenBank genome assembly.
AUGACGGAUAAGCUUCUUCACACUGAAGAUCGAGAUGCGAGGCGCAUAUCCCACCAGGAUGAGACCGGGGUGCAAAUUUCAAGGAUCCAGACGUUAGCAGCUAAGGUUCCUGCCACACCGGCAGGGCAACUACAAGCGUUUACGGACGCGGCGACACAGCCACAUCCUCUCUACCCCCAGGCUCUUCCUCGCUCAUGCCCGCUCAUUAAAUUCGGACUUCCACAUCCCAUGACUUCGAGGUCCUCCUUUAAUCCCACCGAGACGAUUGCCCUGCAAUCGCCCACCUACUCUGUGGACUAUUCCCCCAAGCUCGGGCCUUCGAGAGACCCCGAGGCUCCCACGAAACGCUGGUAUCACUAUGUCCCGUUAUGCUGUGAGAAAGCUUCCGAGCCCAAAAUUCUAUAUUUACCGCGCCCAGGUGCAAUACUGCUCAUCACCGCUCCGCUGCCAUCGUGGUUGUAUGUACUCGUGAACUAUCACCUCCAGACCCUGCACCGACCCGACCUGGUCGUCAUCCAUGUCCUCGCCACGUCCACGCUCCUGUUCAUGAUCUUCUCCGCGCUCAUCGUGUGCGUCGCCCGGGAUCCGGGCCCCGUCACCUUCGAGCUACAAGAGGACGAGAGCAUGGAGUCGCUCAUCAAUUCACGCGACGAGUUUUCCGGCCCGGGGAAGUGGUGUCGCAAGUGCUGGGGUCCGAAACCAGAGCGUACCCACCACUGUAGCAUUUGCGGCCGAUGUGUGCUGAAAAUGGAUCAUCAUUGUCCAUGGCUCGGUGGAAAGUGUAUCGGUCACCGGACCUACCCCGCAUUCUUGCAUUUCCUCCUCUGUAUCACGCUUAUUGGUUCGUACAUGAGUGUCGUCUGCGCUUUCACCGCGUGGCACUCUAUCAGCAAUCCAUAUGCUGUGGACGAUGUAAUGCCCCUUCACGCCUUAUUUGUCGCGCUCUAUGCGCUCGUGUUCGCCCUUGUGAUUGGCUCGUUCUACUUCUAUCAUCUGUACCUCAUAAUUAUCAACCAAACAACCAUCGAGAACCUCUCGCCGUUCUUGAUACUGCGCGAUCUCCCGCCGCUGCCGGGCACCGGCCACGACCUGUCGGAUCCACCAUUGGAGCCGGAGCUGUCGCGGGCGCAGCGGUUCAUCGUGCGCAACGCGCACGGAUACAUCCACCUCUACGAUAUCGGGUGGAGGAACAAUCUGUGGCAGGUUUUCGGCUGGAACCGGCCGUAUGGCUGGGUCAUCCGGCUGUGGUGUGGGGGCUCUGCCCCCGGCGACGGAAGGAGUUUCCCGCGGAAUCCGAAAUCGGAAGAGCUUCUCGGACGUUUGGCAACGGAGUUGGUCAAGGCGGGCGACCAUCGGUGAGCCCGGGAUCUACGGACUUAUAUAAGCUACUUCCCCUACUUAUUCAUCGAUGCCUACAUGCCGGGGUCACGAUGUUUUGCGUCCACGUGCCCUCAGGUCCAGCGACUUGCGAGCUGACAUUUCACCGAAUGGGACCUACUCAGGCGGUACUCAGCCCCAAGGCUCCGAGGCGUACAAUAGCUCCGACCCCUGCUGUCCUACGGCACAUCCUGCUCUGCCAUGAUCAGCGACGUAACCAUCUCCAACGAAGCUCGCCAGUGGACCCAAGACGGGAAUUGCUGAUGCGUAUGACGCGCCCACAGCUUUGAUAGUGAUGGACGGUUGCGCAUAUAACAGUCGCACAACCAGUGUUGUUCCCCUGCUUCGUUCUCUUCAUCUUCUCGCCCCCCUCUUGAUUAUCUCUUCUCAGUCGACUCGUUAUGUUUCUUGCAAAGUCUUCCAAGGUUUUGGCAUUGACUGCCAUCUCCCAACUCGCUUUUGUCGCAGCUGCUCCUGCACUCAUCACUGUCGUGGCCAACCCAUUCGCAAUCGCGUCUGAUCUUACGGGGCCGGUGUCUGCUUCCAUCGGCGGCGUCGACUCGGCGGGACACACAACUUAUCUAUACGCUGAACCGGUCCUCGAAGGCCUCUCGGGAUCGGCGUCGAGCACUAUCGGCAGUGUAACCCAAACACUCGUCGAGGGAACAGACUACCUCUCGUACGGUCUCUCCGCCAGCGUCCCAGGCCUCGAUAUCGCCGUCUCGUUCGACGGCGCGCUGAGCGGCGACAACUUCAUCGUCUCGGGCACCGACUCGGCGGGCGCGGCGACCACGACGACUGUCUCGAAUGUGGGAUUCAUGACGCUCGACGUGCCGGCGCUUCCCGCGGCGACGGCCAGUGCGCCCGCACCCACGCAGUCGCAUAAAAGCGCGGCUGCGCGUGUCCACCCGGCUCUAGGUGUGGGCAUGGCUGUGAUGGGCGUCUUCGCUGGGGCCUGCGCGUUGGUCUGAGGUUCGGAUUUGAGGUAGCGGUGUUGUAAAUAUGUAUCGCUGCUCAGUUGUAGUCCGGGCGGGCUUGUUCCUGUGCUCUCAAUGUAUGACAAUGGCAGAGUCGAUAUAGAUCGCGCGUGAUCACCAAGUCGACAGUGCGUGCGUUUGGCAUCAUAGAUUUGGAUCCUGUUUGGCUUCAUCAAAGUCACUUCUCCCUUUCUCGCACAACGCAACCCCCCCCCCCCCCC